CUCCUAUCUCUCGCUCAAUCAAGGUCGCCCGUAUCUCUCUCCAUUCCCAUUCUCCCUCUCUCUCUCCCUCUCUCCGGCGAUGGAUCCAGUGAACGAUUGGGGCAACACACCUCUCCAAACUCUAGAUCCGGAAAUCCAUGACCUCAUUGAGAAGGAGAAGCGCCGACAAUGCCGCGGCAUCGAGCUUAUAGCCUCCGAGAACUUCACCUCCUUCGCUGUUAUCGAGGCUCUCGGGAGUCCCUUGACCAACAAGUACUCCGAGGGCUUGCCCGGUAACCGCUACUACGGUGGAAACGAGUUUAUUGACGAGAUCGAGAACCUCUGCAGGUCACGUGCACUCCAGGUCUUUCAUCUCGAUCCUACCAAGUGGGGCGUCAAUGUCCAGCCUUACUCUGGUUCUCCGGCCAAUUUCGCUGCCUACACGGCGGUGCUCGAGCCUCAUGACAGGAUCAUGGGGUUGGAUCUUCCAUCCGGUGGCCACCUCACUCAUGGAUACUAUACAUCUGGUGGUAAGAAGAUCUCGGCUACCUCGAUUUACUUCGAGAGUUUGCCUUACAAGGUGAAUUUCUCCACUGGUUAUAUUGAUUACGACAAGCUUGAGGAGAAGGCAAUGGAUUUCAGGCCUAGGUUGAUUAUUUGUGGAGGGAGUGCGUACCCAAGGGAUUGGGAUUACGCUAGGUUUAGGAGCAUUGCGGACAAGGUUGGGGCACUCUUGCUCUGCGAUAUGGCUCACAUUAGUGGCCUUGUUGCUGCUCAGGAAGCUGCCAACCCCUUUGAGUUUUGUGAUAUAGUCACCACCACUACCCACAAGAGCUUGAGAGGUCCUAGGGCUGGUAUGAUCUUUUACCGAAAGGGACCUAAACCACCCAAGAAAGGCCAGCCAGAAGGUGCAGUGUAUGACUUUGAAGACAAGAUCAACUUUGCUGUUUUUCCCUCCCUUCAGGGUGGUCCCCACAAUCAUCAGAUUGGUGCCUUGGCUGUUGCACUGAAACAGGCUAUGACACCUGGAUUCAAGGCAUAUGCUAAGCAAGUCAAAGCCAAUGCAGUUGCUCUGGGAAACUUUUUGAUGAGCAAAGGAUAUAAAAUGGUUACUGAAGGAACUGAAAACCACCUUGUUCUGUGGGAUCUUCGUCCCCUUGGACUGACUGGGAACAAGGUUGAGAAGCUUUGCGACCUCUGCAACAUUACUGUGAACAAGAAUGCUGUGUUUGGUGACAGCAGUGCUCUGGCUCCUGGGGGAGUUAGAAUUGGUACUCCAGCCAUGACUUCAAGAGGCUUGGUUGAGAAGGACUUCGAGCAGAUUGGAGAGUUCCUCCACCGUGCUGUGGAUCUCACUUUGAGCAUCCAAAAGGAGUAUGGUAAGCUCUUAAAGGAUUUUAACAAGGGCUUGGUGAACAAUAAAGACAUGGAUGCCCUAAGGGCUGAUGUUGAGAAGUUUUCAGCCUCGUUUGACAUGCCUGGCUUCCUCAUGUCUGAGAUGAAAUACAAAGAUUAGGCCAAGUGUUAAGUAGUAUUUCUACGACAUAUCUGCAUCCUUGGAAAGUCCUCUGUUUGAUUUUCUGUCUGGUAGGCUAUUAGAGCCCAUUUUGUUUUAAAUAUUUUGUUGGUCAACAUGUUUGGGGAAGUUUGAUUCUACAAUCUCCCAAGUCCCAAUAUCGUAUGUAUUUGUUAUUUCGUCUUCGCUCAUCAACAAUAAGAAAGAAAGAAAGGGUUCUCUCUUUUAAUUUUGCUUCA
This is a messenger RNA of Tripterygium wilfordii, 1734 nucleotides long. Its product is annotated as serine hydroxymethyltransferase 4-like. NCBI's taxonomy places the organism in Eukaryota, Viridiplantae, Streptophyta, Magnoliopsida, Celastrales, Celastraceae. The coding region runs from base 80 to 1495 and encodes 471 amino acids. The transcript is spliced from 4 exons. The record is from RefSeq and is a predicted model, not a curated record. Gene Ontology annotation, biological process: tetrahydrofolate interconversion; folic acid metabolic process; L-serine catabolic process. Gene Ontology annotation, cellular component: cytoplasm. Gene Ontology annotation, molecular function: zinc ion binding; cobalt ion binding; pyridoxal phosphate binding.